UUUCCAGCUUCUUCCCCAAGAAAUAAGAAUUGACUUUGUCUAAGCAAAUGGCGUCACUUUAACGUCAUUACCUAGAAUGCAAUUAAGAUAUGGCUUUUACAUAAGCCACCAAAAUUGGUUCAAAAUAUCCCAAGAAAACAACAAUUGUACCUUGAUUUUCUUUCUUCUUCUUACCAAAUCUGUCGGCAUCGUCUCUAAUCUAAGCUCCUCCUAUGGAAGAAGAAGAAGGUCAUCAGCAGCGUCGCCGCCUCUGCGACUAUUGCGACUCCUCCGUGGCUCUUGUCUACUGCAAAGCUGACUCCGCCAAGCUCUGUCUCGCCUGCGACAAGCAAGUCCACGUCACCAACCAACUCUUCGCCAAACACUUCAGGUCACUUCUCUGCGACUCCUGCCACGACUCUCCCUCUUCCCUCUUCUGCGAGACGGAAAGGUCUGUUCUUUGCCAGAACUGCGACUGGCAACACCACACCGCCUCUUCCUCCCUUCAUAGCCGCAGACCCUUUGAAGGUUUUACCGGCUGUCCCUCCGUGCCUGAGUUGUUGGCAAUCGUUGGCCUCGAUGACCUCACUCUCGAUUCCGGUUUGCUUUGGGAGUCACCGGAGAUCGCUAGCCUCAACGACCUUGUUGUGUCGGGCGGGUCGGGUACUCAUAACUUCCGGGCCACGGAUGUUCCUCCUCUGCCUAAGAACCGUCACGCCACCUGCGGUAAAUACAAAGACGAGAUGAUCCGACAGCUCCGUGGACUAGCGAGAUCCGAGCGGACUUGUCUGAAAUUCGAAACCCGGGAAGCUGAGAUGGAUGCCGGAUUCCAGUUCCUGGCGCCGGAUUUGUUUUCUACAAGCGAGCUGGAGAGUGGACUGAAAUGGUUCGAUCAGCAAGAUCAUGAGGACUUUCCAUAUUGCUCUCUGCUAAAGAACUCGUCAGAGUCAGAUGAGAAACCUGAGAAUGUAGACCGAGAGUCUUCUUCGGUGAUGGAGGAGGAGAUUGUGAUGGUGCCCGUUUGCACUAGUACAAGGUCGACGACACAUGAGAUCAACAGUCUUGAGAGGAACUCUGCUCUCUCUCGCUACAAAGAAAAGAAGAAAUCUCGAAGGUACGAGAAACACAUCAGGUAUGAAUCACGCAAGGUUCGUGCAGAAAGCAGGACAAGAAUCAGGGGACGUUUCGCCAAGGCAGCAGAUCCAUGAAUGAUGUGUCCAAUUACUUUGAUAACCAAAAAGAACUUUUGUAUUAUUAAUGGAAUCAUAUAAUAAUGUCUAUGAUCAGAUAAGUUUUUGUUAUUCUAAGCUUAGGAGUUUACCACUGUAUAUCGACCACACUCUCAAAUAGUCACUUAAGAAACCGUCUGUUUUUUUUUUGUUUUGCCUACGAUUCCUAAUUUGCCUAAGGCAACAUGGAGGAUCACAGAACAAAACAUGGAUCACACUUAUAUACAACUACACAAGCAAGCAGCAAAAGAUGCAGCUUCUUGUUUAUGAACCACGGAGAGAUAGACUUGUUGUAAUGUUAAAAAGUGAGAUUGGACCCAUAAGAAUACGAGAUCCAUCGAGCUGUAAUUAAUAUUAUGGACCAAUGGAAAUCUGAGAUGUAAUGUGA
Arabidopsis lyrata subsp. lyrata is the source of this 1596-nucleotide messenger RNA. RefSeq names its product zinc finger protein CONSTANS-LIKE 13. The transcript has 4 exons. Bases 213 to 1187 code for a protein of 324 amino acids. Lineage: Eukaryota; Viridiplantae; Streptophyta; Magnoliopsida; Brassicales; Brassicaceae. Gene Ontology annotation, molecular function: zinc ion binding; protein binding. The record is from RefSeq and is a predicted model, not a curated record.